AUGACAAAGGUAUUCGGGGAUAGGAUGACUACGACCCCUCCCUCUGCAUCCCAUGUCUUUAUUUCCUGCGGAGUGCUCGAGGGCAUCUUUCUGUGUGUCAAUUUGGGCACCUUUUCCCCGCUGAUUUUCGAAAUGUUUAUGUACCGCUGGCAAAACUUGUGA
Messenger RNA from Effrenium voratum, 162 nucleotides. The record is from the annotation of a GenBank genome assembly. Lineage: Eukaryota; Dinophyceae; Suessiales; Symbiodiniaceae.